AUGGAGAGCAACGGCAACGGGUACGAUUCCUUCGACGAGGAUAUUUUUAUCCAAGACGAUCCACAGCAACAGGUGUCUUUUUUUUCAAAUUUUUUUUUCAGAUGUGACUUCUAAAGUUUUAUGUGUAAAAAAUAUUUUAUUUCAAAAAAAAUUUCAAAAAGCAAGAGAGUUCUUUUUUUCUCAGGAUCUUUCGAGGAUCACCAAAGGAACUUCCCGAUUUUCUUAUGUUUUUUUUCACCUUGUUUUCCAAGUUCAUUCAUUUGAUUCUCUUUUGAACGUCAAUAUUUUAAAGAUGGAGCACAACGGCGUUGAUAACGAUGAUGACUGUCGUGGAACGGCGGCUGAAGUGAAAGGACAACCGGUUAAAGGUUUCGCGAAACAGGUAUUUUCACUAAAUUUUGCUUGUUCAAUGUAUAUCUUCUUUGAAUUCUUUAACGUGUUUUUUUUGUGAUAUUCUGUGGAGGUACAUUCCAUAAAUUGCUUUCUUUUUCAUCUCUUUCUCUCGAAAGAAAUAUUCUUCUAAAAUCUUUAAAAUGCAGUGCAUCGUAUUUCUCAAGCUUGAGCCUGAUCACAAUUCGAUUUUUGCUUUGAAAAAAUGUAGAGAUUUGAAAUAAAAAAGACAGAGACUAUGCUUUCUAUAACAAAUUGUGGUUUGUUCGAGCAUCUAUUGAGUGAUAUAUUUCAAAAUAAGUUUGAUUCAGUGGAAAAUAUUUUCGAUCGGACUCUCACCUGCAGUGGAAAAUAUUUUCACAAGCCCAAGCAAAAAAACAAGUUUUGAUUCAGUGGGAAAUUUUUUUUUUACAGCCCCUUCAAUUGCGUUGUGGAAGAUAUUUCACACUGGAGAAUAUUUUCCACUGGAUCCGAGUUUUUUCCGUGUAACCCUGAAGGUUAAGCCUAAGGACGAGUUCGUUUUAGUGGAAAAUGUUUUCCAUUGGACACCCUCCCAUGCAGUAAAAAUUAUAUUCCAUUUCCUAAAUCUCCUAAAUGCAGUGGAAAAUUUUUUCAUUUCAGGGGUUGGGUAGAGAAGAGAAAAAAAUCAUGCUCUCGAAGUUUCUGUCGGAUAAUAAUAUCACGGUUCAAGAAGCGCUUGUCGCUCUACAGAAUCACUGCGCAUGCCGCGGUCAAGCACGCAGGACUCGUGAGUUCAUUUUUAAAACAAGCAUUAAUCGUUGUCCGUGACUUCUGAUCAUCCGCAAAUUAAGUUUCAUCCAAAAGUUAUGUAGAAAAUGUUAACCAUUUGUAUCAAGGAAAAUAUUUUCCACUAAGCUUUCAAGUUCAGGGCCCACCGAUGUUCCGGGCUUCAUUCUAAGCCCUUUCGAUGUCGAUGAUAGGACCUUCCCAAAGAAUGCAAUCACUUAUCAUCACAGCGCCAGAAAAUGGCGCAUUGUUUCCGUGGUGAAUGUUAAUGCAAGCUAUCACCCUGCUUACAAGACGAUCAAUGUUUGACUGCGUUAAUUACUUUUUUGAAAAUUUCUUUUCAGCUGGAGAGUCCUGAACAGCCAGAGCGAGCUUAUCUGACUGUGGCAAGAAAAGGGUCGUCAUCCGGGUUUGAUGGGCAAAAAGUAUAUCGCGGAACCUGUGCCGUCGAUAGCGACCAUAUUAUGACUAUCCGUAGGCAGUAAUCGGACGCAAUGAAAGCAAAAUUUCAAUAUUUUCGUUGUUUUUUAGGAAAAAAAUUUCUUCUUAUUUGUUUCUUUUCUCAGUUGGAUGAAAUUCUUUGUUGUUGUUGGAAAAACGUUUUUUGUGAUGUUUCAAAAUCUGUUUGGUUCAAACACACUCGGUUACUUAGUUACUUUGUUUUUUUUAAAGUUUAGGAGCUCUUCAGUUGGAAUGGAUAGUGCAGUAAGGAAGGAAGGCAACUGUGAGCAGUACGUGCGUACAGAGCCAGGAAAAGGUACGACGAAAUUUCGAAACUUGAUUUUUCAGAAAAAGAAAAGCGAACAACAGGACAGUAAAAACGAAGACUCCAUGCAACGAAAUUUGAUUGGAUGAGUCGUAAAACGAGGAUGAAUGGGUUUUUGGAUAAAAACUAAAAUUAAAUCAAUUUUUUUCAAUUUGAGAAAGCCAAACGAUUACGUUCACUCGCUCAAAAUGCUCAAAAAAGACGGAUAGAAAAUGGACAAUCGGGAAGAAUCGCGAAGAUCGUUGAAUUUCUUGAAGAAAAUUGGAUUCUUCUCUGUCAGAUUGUUAAGACUGAUGAAACUGAUUUGGAUGCGUUAAAAAGCCAACUGGAAGAAACGCGCCGAAUAGCAACUUCGCGAGUUAUGCUGUAUUUGCAGCAGAAUAGAGCAAAGGCAAUCCAAAUCAUGGAGAGUUGUAAACAACUCAAUGAGUUGAUUUCAAUAUCGUCAAAGGAUCAAUGGAGUGAUCGAGUCGAUUUGCCACUUGCUGCACGUAUUUUGCACAAGUACCAAGCAGUGGCCGCUCAUGAAUCUCUUCUCACAGUUGUUCAUUCGAUUGAACUCAGCGUCAGGAGCAAGACUAUUCAAAAGUUGUUGAUUCGAAUGUUUCAAUCAGAAUUGAAACAACUUCAAAGCGAGCUGAAGAAACCUGUGCUUUGCCACGAGAAGCACAAUGAGGAUGCAAAGGCUUUGCGAAUCCUCGGGCGUCUCCAAUAUCAUGUACGUUCUCGCAAGGACAUGAUGAACUCCAGUUGGAAACCGAUGGCGGAGCUUCUUCCAGAGAUCCACAGCCUCUUCGUGAACAAAGUUAGUUGGAAAUAAGAUAAGAAUGUUUAUGUUUUUUUUAUCUAUAUCAGCUCAUCAGUAAGUUCAUUGUUUGCAGGGAGAAAGACAAGGAGUGGACAACGAAAUCGAAGAAGGCAACGAACGACCAGCAGGAGACGCAACAUUGGAGCUAAACGCCAAUUUCAAUGAGGCAUGUUUUUGUAGGAAAGUUUUCGUUGUGGCUCUUUGCAUGGAAAAUAUUUUCAACUCGCUAGUGGAAAAUAUUUUCCAUUUUGUUAGCUUUUUUUGACGUGGAAAAUAUUUCCAGUUGUUAGUCAUCAAACAAAUUUCAUUUUUUAGGCCGAAGUUGUUGAUGAACAGUGCGAACAUCAACGUGGAAGCGGUCUCGAGAACGGGGAUGUUGAAGAAUACGUGGCGGUCACUAGACUGAUUGAUGAGGCAGCUCCAAUUUCAAAAGUCGUGGAAGAAGAAGUUCGUCAAGCGCAUGACGAAAUCACGCCGGAUGUCGCCGGUCCUAUUGGAAUGCCAGCUUUGAGCAGAACUACCAUGAUUAGGCUUUGCGAUAAUUCGUGCCCUGUGCCUGGCCCCGGCGAAUCCUCAUUCAUUUACUCACUGCUGAUACGAUUCGUGGAUGAUGUUGGUCUGAAUUCCAACGCACCGACCAAUUCGUCUCUGGAAGUCAUUUUUGAAAAGAAACACAAAGAACUUUGUGAACUGACGGCAUACGAGUGGAUCAACGUGCAUCAGAGGUGUUACGCGGGAUUGAGAACGAUCAGAAAACGGCUCGCGAUGCAAGAACGUUUUUAUAAAAUUCUGGUCGCUUUGAAUGAAGCAAUAGAAACGGUUGAUAUUCCCGUUUUGAAGGAUAUCAUCUUGCUGAAAAAAGUUCCGAAGUGCUUGGUCGUUGAGGUAGGAUGUUGGCUCAUUUUUUCUCAAUUUCUGAAAUUCUACAGGCCACAAAAGAACUUCCUGCAAAUGAACAGGCUCACCAUACGGAGGGUGAAACGAUUCGAGCUUACGAGACGCUUUUCGAGGAUUUCGAAAAGGCCAUGAGAGACCUCGAGGUAUGUGGCAAUGAGAUUCGAAGUAAAAAAAACUUUCGAUUUUAGAGAGAAUUCUGUGAAGUUUGCGAUCAAAUGCGAAGAUCAUCUACUUUGAUUUUCAAAGAAACAGAAGGCUUGGAACGUUGGCUUACCGAAGAGCUCAUGGACAAGGAGGUACGAUUCUCAAAUGAGUAAAACGAGCAAAUUUUUUUUUGUUUAGGUAAUCAAAGUUUGUGUCACGUGUCGCCGACAAUUCCAACAGAAGAGCAUCCCCAAAUGUGCAACCUACAACGAGUUGGAAACGGUCAUCGUCCCGGAGUGCUUAGUCAACCUGAAUUGGAUUGAAAAGUCACUGAUCCAGCUGGUUCGCCCCGUUCAACAGCUUGUUCGCUUGAGGGAUACUGGGAACAGAAUCACGAGAAUCCCGGUAACUCGAAAUGACCAGCGAUUUUGUUGAAUCCCUCUUUCAUUCAGGGAACAAAGGGUGUUUUGGUGCUUUUACCUGUUCCCGUUGAAGCAACUAUUGAUCAUUUGGUGGCAACCCUUCCUAGUACUGAGAACAUGAAAAUCCUGGUGGAUGGAGAGUUUGAUCGGCGUAUCGUUAACUUGGAAGCCGUUCUCUUGGCACUACGUUGGUUAAAGGUCUCUUCAAAUUUGUAUCAUUUUUUUUGCUGGAAAAUGUUUUCAAAUGGUGAAUUCCUAUGGUAAAAUAUUUUGCCACCGGUUUCAACUCAAAAUUUAUUUUUUUUAAUGAGAAGUUUUUGAGGUUGGUUUGCCAGUGGAGAAAAUUUCACAGUGGAAUAUAUUUUCCAGUGGGGAAUAUUUUCCACUGGAUGCUCGUUUUCGGGAGUCCAGUGGAGAAUAUUUCCCACUGGAUGCUCGUUUUCGGAAGUCCAGUGGAGAAUAUUUCCCACUGGAAGAUAUUUCCCACUGGAGAAUAUUUUUCACUGGAAGAUAUUUCCCACUGGAGAAUGUUUCCCACAGGAUCCAAGUUGGAUAAAAUUUGAUUUUUUCUCAGCAUAUUUUCCUCAAAGAAGAAUACUAUUUAUUGAAAGAAAAUUACUAUUGAUUAAUUGGUUUGCAGGAAAACCACGACGAUUAUCGGGACAUCGAAAUCAACGAACACUUCGUGUUCAACAGCGACAGUGUGACGUUCACCGCCCCAACUGUUCAAGAACGCUACGAGCAGCUCUUAGCUGAACAAGACGCCGAAGAUCCAGGACAUCUCCUCACCCAACAGGACGUUCAGUUUGAGACAAUUCAAGAUGUUCGUCCUCCGAACGUCGACGGCACUAGCCUUGAACAAUAUCUGCUUCAAAAGAAUAAGUACCUGCCGAUGAAGAUUGAUGAGCUUGCCGGACAAGAAGCAAAAGCUUUCCCGCAUUUACUUGUGAAUGGUCGAUUUGGUUUCAACGCAAAACGGAAGAAGAAAUUGUCGCUAAGCAAUUACGUCAGAAGUCGUUUGCUUCAACGCGAUCGACGUUUUGCUAGAGAUCCAGCAUGGAUUGCAUAUCAGCAUGGGGUUCGAGUCCAGCUUGACAUUGCCGGAUCUUUGGGUAUCCAAGCUCGUUUGAAAAAAAACGUUUCCGCUGCCGAAGUUCGUCAGCUAUUGGACAAUCAGGAUCCCAAGUUCGCGACGCUUUUAACCAGUACUUUUGGGAAGGUACAUCUAUAGUCUCAAGUAGAAAUUAUUCUGUUUUAUUUUUUAGGUCAAAGGAUUCGCGCCAUAUUGGGAUACCGUACGAAACGACCUGCGCGCUACAAUCGCAGUUUUUGGGCCUCCACAGUUCUUCUUGACGCUCAAUCCGAAUGAGUGUUGGCCAGAAGUUGAGAAAGUAUAUAGCUACCUCUGUGGGGUGAACACCUUGGAAGGACUAAGGUUAUCAAAUUUCAUCAUUCGUUUACCUUUCCAUCGUUUGCAGGGCUGAACUGGCCGCAGACCCUGUUCCUUGGACACGGGUAUUUCAGCAACGCGUUCGUGCCUUGUUCGAUUUAUUGAAAAAUCCGAAAGGACCGCUUGGUGGUGGUGUUAUCCACUGGUUCACGAGGCUCGAGUAUCAACAUCGGGGAGCUGAGCAUCUUCAUUGUGUCCUGUGGACCAAAGAGCGGUAUGCUGUUAUAUUUUUUUUGGCUUAAAGGCUUUAUGGUUAAUAGUUUUAUUGAAAAUAUUCUCGAAAUUUGAACGGGAAAAAUAUUUAGCUUAGCUUUUUAUGGUAAAUAUUUUCCACUGAAGUUUUGAGUAUUUACUGAGAAAUUUUAGUAGCGAUGAUUCCAGUCUAGUUUGUUUCUAUGGAAAAUAUUUCACAUUAUAAUCAAACAUUUCACUCAAAGAUUUUUGUUUCAGUUUGGCCGAAAACGCUACAGAAGAUGAAUUGAUUUCUUUCAUCGAUAAAAACGUCACUGCGAGGAUGCCAGAUGCGUUAAAAGAGCCUCAAUUGUACAAGCUAGUCAUGGAUCAUCAGCAGCAUUGGCAAAAACACAGUGCCACUUGCCUUCGAGUCGUUAAACAUCGGAGCCAAUUGUACAAAGUGUGCCGGUUCGAGUUCCCAAGGCCUGUGCUAACCGCCACAGUUAUCAAUGCGGUCCCAACUACCUUAAUGGGUGUGCCUGGUGGCAAACGUAAGCCAUACUACCUGGCUAGGAACGAAAACGCCAAAAUGACCAACGACUACGCACCAGCAGUUCUCAUGACUUGGGGAGCUAACGUCGACGUACAAGUUGUGUUUUCUGUUCCGGAGGUUGUCCAGUACAUCACAGGAUACACAACUAAAGCCGAAACAAGCAAAGAAGAUGGUUGUUUCUCUCAAAAUAUAUUUAUAAUGGAAUUUUAUCAGUUUCCCUCUACAAGUCUUUGCACUCUCAAUCGAUUCCUCAGCGAGAUUUGAUGGGGAUCAUUCUCGAAUUGGUGAAAAAGCGUCAAAUCGGAACACCUGAGAUGAUCGACUCUUUGCUCGGUCAUCCUUUCCACAAAUUCGAUACGGGGCACGUUUUCAUCAACACAAAUGCGUGUGAACAACGGGACAGGUUGCUUCAGAGCAAAAAAAAGUGAGUUGUAGCUGUUCAGUCAGGUUAUUCAUUUUGAAAUAGCCUUGAGAAAAACGAUCGCAUCUUCGUGGCCAAUUUCAACGACGACUAUUAUCCGGCAAGGCCAGCACGUCUUGAAAACCACUCUUUGAUGAAUGUGGCGCUCAAUUUCGAUUGUGUUGAUGUCAAACGAGUGAAACGUGAAACAUUUGCUGAAGAUGACGGAGACGCGGACGGGGACGGAGACGACGACAACACCGAAGAAGUUAUCAACACAUACAGUGGACUAUUCACUACGAAUGAUCCGGAAAGUCCAUUUUAUGAUCACUCAUACUUGAAGAAUGGUCAAGCGCUUCCAUUGACGUCCGUCACUAAUCGCUGUUUUCGAAAAAGAAAAGCACUUGUCCCCCGACUUUUCUGGCCACAUCUUGAAGCAAAUAAUGAAGCCAGCCGUGAAGAUUACUACCGACGCCUUUGUGUCGCAUUUAUUCCUUGGCGCAGAGAAGAAGACCUGAAGGCAAAUGAGGCGACGUACGAAGAACGCUGGAAAACGUGGCUGGCAGAUCUCAGUGUACGCAGCACCGCAGCUUCCGAAGACGUCAAGAAGUUCAUCGGCCGACAAGAACAUUUACUGGAAAUGGACAGAAAGCUGUUUGAAGAGCGCCGUGAAAGAAGACAAGCAUUGGCUGAAAUUGCGGUCGACCUUGAACCUGUUGAUCAGGUCGACUAUUCGCCACGUAUUGUGGACGAAGAGAAGGUUAGUAGUAAUUUUUUUUUUCAUUUGGAGAAUAUUUUCCAUUGCUAAGAAUGUUUUCAAUAGGAAAUAUUUUCCACAGGUUCGAUCAAUUUGUGUAAUUUUGAUCAAUUUGCAGUUGAGCGACGCGAAAACUAAACUCAACGAAAAACAGGCGUCUGUCGUAAAACGUGUUCUUGACCACGUGGCGACAAACAACGAUACUUUGACUCUAUUUGUAUCCGGGACGGCAGGAACGGGAAAGUCUUUUGUGAUCAACGUGCUCGCUGAUGAGCUGACGGUGCGAUACACUGAUCCUUCAUCAAGAGGAUAUCAACCAGCAGUACUACUUGUGGCACCGACUGGUCUGGCAGCCAUUCAAAUUCGCGGAGCAACUUUCCAUUCGUGUUUUGGUAUUGAAGUGCAAAGUGGAACUCAGAAUGGUUUAAAGGUUUGUUGAACGUUUCGUUUGAUUUCAAACGUACUCAGAAACAAAAUUGGGUUGAAACGAAAAUUACCUUGAAAGUUAAAUGAUGCUCUGCGGAUCCACCCUUUUGAAGAUGAAAGCUAUCUUUCAAGGCCUUCACUGAAAAUACUCCAUUGGAGGUUCUGUGGGAAAUGUUUUCCAUUGAAGUUUUAAUGGUGUCACUUCAUUGAAAGGUUUUGGGAAUGUUUAUUAAAGUUUUAAUGGAAAAUAAUUUCCAUUGAGUUUUAAGGAAAAAACUUCAUUGAAAGUUUUAAUGAAAAUAAUUUCAUUGAAAGGUUUUUGUGGGAAAUGUUUAUUGAAGUUUUAUGGAAAAUACCUACUGAAAGGUUUUUAGGGGAAAUGUUUUCCAUUGAAGUUUUAAUGGAAAAUAAUUUCAUUGAAAGCUGUGGGAAAUAUUUUCCAUUGCAAGUUUUAAUGGAAAAUAAUUUCCAUUCAAAUGUUUUUGUGGGAAAUGUUUUCCAUUGGAAGUUUUAAUGGAAAAUAAUUUCCAUUGAAAUGUUUUCGUGGGAAAUAUUUUCCAUUGCAAGUUUUAAUGGAAAAUAAUUUCCAUUGAAAGGUUUUUGUGGGAAAUGUUUUCCAUUGGAAGUUUUAAUGGAAAAUAAUUUCCAUUGAAAUGUUUUUGUGGGAAAUAUUUUCCAUUGCAAGUUUUAAUGGAAAAUAAUUUCCAUUCAAAUGUUUUUGUGGGAAAUAAUUUCCAUUGGAAGGUUUAAUGGAAAAUAAUUUCCAUUGAAAGGUUUCAUGUAAAAUACUGUUCGUCUGAUUUUUUUUUCAACAAUGUAUGUUCAGGUCCAUUUGCGUCUACAAGAGAUUCGUGGAUCCUCAAAAAUGUUUGGAGGGAUCAACGUCGUCGGUUUUGGUGAUCUUCUACAAUUGGCACCUGUGCGAAGCUCGAGAGUGUUUGAAGUGAUGCAGGAACGCUGCGUCCGACGACUGCUGGGAUCAAUGGCACCGUUUUUUUCGCUUUGGUGCGCAUUCGAAUACGAAGAGCUGCUAGAAAAUAUGCGCCAAAGAGACGACUUGGAGUACGCAGAGCUGAUGGGGCGAUUGCGAGUUGGCUGUUUAACACCUCUCGACGAGGAAUUACUAGCAACGAGAGUUAUUCCGAAGCACGAUGAAGAUGACGUCAAUGAAACACGUAUGAAAUCCGCUGCAAUUUUUUACUCUCAUCUCAUCAAGACCGAUCCAAAAGCACUGGCACUGUUCCCCACAAAUGAAGAUGUCAAAGAAUUCAAUCGAUUCGUAGCUAAAGAACUUGAACUAGCCACGUUCGUUAUCGAAGCGGAAGACCAUAUCGAUACGUCGAAGUCGCGAAGAUUCGUUUCUCGAAGACGUCGAAACGAGUACAUGGAGAGGCCGUAUCAAAGGACAGAAUUUACAAUUGAAAAAAAGACCGAACAGUCGACAAAAAGAACUACGAACGGCGAGAAAAACGAGGAAGGGAGUUUGAGAGCAAAAUCGAAGAAAGCGGCUUUCGAACGCGGCGCAGGGCUCGAUCUUCAUCUCGAGUUGGCUUUGGGCUGUCGAGUCAUGUUACGACGGAACGUCAGCGUUGCUACAGGACUUGUUAAUGGUGCCACUGGGGUUCUUUUGGACGUGAAGAAAGCUGGCGACGGAACACCUUACGCUCUUACAGUCAAAAUGGAUCGUUGUGAAGAAACCGUCGACAUUUUCAAACAAUCGGCUGUUUUCGAUAUCGGAUCGGAGGAGCAGCUAACAAGAAGACAAUUUCCUUUGGUGAUGUCGUUUGCGGCGACAAUCCACAAGUCCCAGGGAUUGACGUUAUCGAAUACAGUUCUGGGGAUGCGGUCAACCUUCGCAGCUGGGCAAGUGUUCGUAGGAUGUUCGCGAGUUCAAAAUCUCAAUGGACUUCAUCUCGUUGAACUCGAUCCGAGAAAAAUGAUGGUGGAUAAGGUGAAAAAUAUUGUUUGGUAGUUUGACUUUUUUUUAUUCAGAUGAGUCUCAAUGAAUACAACCGGUUACGUGAAACGAUUGGCCUGCCAUCUUUCGUUUCAUCACCAAAGAAGCCGACGUCGGAGACUGCUGUUGUCCAAAUAAACAGACCGAAGCGAAGAUCUUCUGAUCAAAAUUCCUGUGGCAGUGUGAAAAUCGUCGUCCGCACUCCAAAAUCAAAUCAAAAAAAAGGAUCUUCGAAGAAAUGUGCAACUCCAACGUCAUCUUCAAAUGAUAGCGGCACACCUGAAAGUCCGAGUCUUCUGAAGCUGAAGAAUGUGGACAACACGCAGUGCUUUUUGAUUGCUGCCAUCAACGCCGUCAACACUAUGACGAAAGUUGCUGAAGAACUCAUCGGGACAGUUGAUGAAGUGAGGAUAACUAAGAAUUUUGACACUGAAAUCCAAAAAAAACUGAUAUGAAAGUUACGAAUUGAUAUAAUAUGGGAAACGUUUCCUACUAGUGAAGGCUACAAGCUAUACUGAAAAAUAUUAACAACAGAAGAAAAGGAUUAAAAUGAGAAUGUUUACCAUUAAGAAGCCUAGUUGAAAAUGUUUUCCAUGAAAAGACUCUGUGGGAAUAUUAUCCAUGAAAGACUCUUGUAAAUAUUAUCUAAAAAAUAUUACAAAUUUAAAAAAUUUGUUUGAGUUUUGAAUACUUUUUUAGGAAUUGAACGAAGUUGCCAAAGAGCUGAAAGAUAUACUUCGGGGUGAUCAAAAUGAUGUACGAGCUUUGCGGAACAAGUUGGGUGGCGACUUGGCACAAGCAGGACAGCAGGAUGCACAAGACGCUCUGAGCGCUCUUUUGGAAGCUCUGCCAACAACUAUUCGACAGCUUUUCACGAUGAAUCAGCGUGAUGUUCGUUGGUGUGGCUGCGAAGACGGUCGUCAAAUUCUGGAUGUUCAUCCAAUUGUAUGUUGAAGCUUAGUUCUUUAUAAUGGCUGAAUUUUUAGAUUUUGCGACCUUUCGUUACUCGAGACAUUUCGUUUGAAGAUAUGUUGAGGAUAUUGACGGAAACGGAACAUUUCGGCGAAUGUAACGAAUGUGGAAUGCAAGUGUGCAUGAGUCAUGCGUUUGACUUGAGCAACGUCGCUUUUCUCAUCGUUCAACCUGAUAGGGCGGUGGGCCAAGCUCAGCCCAAUAUCAAUGGGCUUUCCUCGAAGAAACAGUUCAUGUUCGGUUUCGAAUGGAGACUUGUUGGUUGUAUCGAAUACAGAGGAAGGUUGGUUUCCAUGAAAUAAAUUUUAAGGGUGAAAAAUUUUGUUUGAGAGCGGUCGAUGGUCAUUAUGUGACUUGGCGUCAAUGCGAAACUAUCUGGGCUGUUCAAGACGAUGAUCGAACAACGCCUGUAAAACAGAUCAACCGUGGCUUACAAC
Caenorhabditis auriculariae is the source of this 11300-nucleotide messenger RNA. The record is from the annotation of a GenBank genome assembly. Lineage: Eukaryota; Metazoa; Nematoda; Chromadorea; Rhabditida; Rhabditidae.